AAAACAAUAGUUUCUGAGUUGUGUACCCGCAUAGACCAGGUGUUUCCACCCGGAUAACGUGUGCAACCGUGGAAGGAAGGAGAUAAAAGAAAACUCAUCGCCGACCAAGACGAAAAAUCGUCCUCGUGCGGAUGUGCAAACGCGUGCAUUUGAGUGUCUGUGUGUACGUGUGUGUGAGUGUGUAGCAGUCCAGGUGAGAAAACUCGCGCCGGGGCAACACCUGAGGCACAGACACACCUGGAGGGAUCGUUAACCUCCUCGGAGCAAGCGCCUUACUUCCAGACGGGACGGAGGAUGUGAGAGAAGUACAGGUGCGAGGACAAGUUUACUUCAGUUCCGUCUGCCGCCGCUCACCUGCGUGUUGCCACCACAGACGUUUCUUCUGCAGUGGUAUUUCCCCAAAGCCAUAAAGAAUCCUCCCGUAGGCGUCAGAUGCAAAGACCUCUCCUGAAGUGGAUCCACCUUGCAUUGGACUAUCACCUGGCAGGACCUAAGGUGGAGAUAACUCAGUGAGCUAAUGUCUUCACAAGGAUACACUAGUCGUCCACAUUGAGUGACGUCAGCGGCAGGCAACAGGAAGUGCAGUGGUCAUCGCUCCUGUCACUGUCCUACACAAAUCCAAGUAAACCAAGGACCAGGAUGGGAAGGGAAGGUGACGGAGGCUGACCCAGAGCCCUCUCUCCAUCCCGUACUCCCAAUGUCGUCAGUGGGCGUGUCUUUAGCGAUGACCCGAGUGACCUCACCCCGGAGGUGACUCCUACGUGCAGACAGGACAGUGCCAAGAUGCCGGUGGUUCGAUUUCUGCUCUUGUGCUUGAGGGAGUAAGGCCAUUUUCCGCUCGGUUGCCCGAUUGGUUCGAGUGAGGGGGAGGGCUGUCGGGAUUGCUGGCUGGACGUCUUCGUGCACGUGUGUGUGUGUGCGGGUGACGUCUCCAGCCCGUCAGCGUCGGCGCCUGUUGCUGCUGUACGUGCGUCGGCUGCUGCUGAGCAAAGUGUGCCGCGGGGGGUCAGGACCUCCGCACUUCAGUUCAAGGACCAAAAAGUGUUCCACUGGUUGUGGGUUUUCUCACCUCCAAUCCCCGGACAUGUCACAGCUGGAUCGUGAAUCCUGGAUUUAGGAAAGAACGAACUGAGGAGUCAUCCACCCCGCUACAAGACUGCCACCCGUUUCGGAUUUCUUGAGGCACAGCAAUGCAUCACCAACACUGCGAUCGAGUUUCUUUAUUUCUUGCCCAGUUGACCGAACCAUGGUCAGCACAUAAUCAAGGCCGAUGACGUAAUGAGCAAAGCGCAGGCGCCGCCGAGCCGCGCGCAGCCCAAGGAUGUUGCCGCCUCCCCAUUCACCCCCGAGCCUGCCAUGCUGCAGCUACCCUUGCCCAUAGGCCGGCCUGAGCAAGCAACCAACCACAGUGACCUCUACUCCAUCAAAGACAUCGACAGCCACAACGACCUUGUCUACGAAAACGCCAACAACAACAACAACAGCAACGGCAGCGGAAUCCUCAGCGAAGUCCAUGUGCUGACGACCCACCACCAUCGCCACCAGAACUACUUCAACGCCGAGAGUCACGUGGGUCGUAAUCAUGGAACCGGCACAUUGCUUCACAGCCGGGUGCCUCCACACAGCCUGGAGCUGACCACCUUGACCUCGGCCACCGAGGAGCAGCAGCGCGCUGUCGAGGAGUUCUACCGUUCGUACGACCCCCAGAUUGGCCUGCACACGGCCGCCGUGCUGGGCGGCAUCCUGGGCUGGUUGAUCGUCUACCUCCUGUACAAGACCAAGGUGAAGAAGUGGGCUUUGACACUAGUCCGCGGGAGCAAGCAGCCCCACCGGAAGCGACAAGCAGUCGACCAGGGAGCGGCGUGUGCGAGGUGCUGAGUGACCAACACCAAACCCCCAACCACCAUUUUCGCCCUCAGCUUUUUCAGCAGUACGGCCAGUUCCAGCAGGUGUGUCAGGACCCAGAAGAGGCCGGACUCCGGGACCAGGUGGCCUCGCCGCAGUCCAGCCUUAACUCCGGAAAACUGACAACAACUACGGGCAAGCUGUGUCCUAUGCCCAGCAUCGUCAUCGAAUCGUACUCGCCGCCCAAGAAACUGUCCAAGUCCGCCGUUAAGCUUAAACAGACGAACGAGAACGUCAGCAAGCAGCCCACACCCAAACCUCGUCCCAAAAUAAAACCUGCCAAAAGACCCUCGAAGAAAGGACAGAAGUACAAAAGGAUCGGAAGUGGCUCGUCACGCAACAAACCAAAUCCACAAGUAACCGUCCUUGACCCUGAUGACCCUGACACGAGCCCCUUCUUCUUGCCGCCGUGUUGCGACUCUGACUCUGCGCAGGCCACGGCGCGCUGGGUGCAGAACAUGCCGCUGUUGAUGCACAGCUACCAGGACCUAACGGGCCUAGUGUUGAAGGUGCACCCUCUGAUGGCUGGCCCCCAGAAGCCCCAGAGCUGCCCUUUGAUCUCGGCCGCUCUGCAGUACGCUGCCCUGCCCGUGCUGGGGUUGCCAAACCUGGGGUGGAACAAGAGCCUGCCUGUGUUGACGGACAAGAGCGGCGCGGGUAGCAUGGAGAACAACGAGCUGGACAAGCCACCCCGCGACGCGGACAGCAGCAGAUCCGCUGCCUCUUCACUUCCUCCGCCUCCUCUACCCCCACGACCACGUACCCCGCCGUCGAGAGAAGCCGGAGGGAGAUCGGCAUCGCCUCCGCGUCACCCGCCACCCCGGCUCCUCCUGCCUGCUGUGGACCAGCCGCGGUCUUUGUCCGCUGCCAGCUUGUGCGUGCCAGUGUCCCCCGCCUUCCCUGGCACGUACGUCGUCUCCGCCCCCGCAUCCCCUGUGCCUCUACCUGUCACACCGCUGGUCACCAUCCAGCACGUCAGCUCGCGGGCCUGCCGCAGCACCACGCCGCAACAGCAGCCGCGCGCGGACAGUCAGGACUCGUUCAGCUCCAGCUCCUCGGCAGAUGCGCUGCUGCACGUGCUGGAGCCCACGCAAACCCCACACGCGUACCCCUACCUCCUGUCGCAGCCCCCGAACUGCCCACACGUGUCUCGCUCUACUCCGCACAUUUCGUGGCCAGGGGGGUCCGAUCCCCACCCUCGCCCCCUAGCAGCUGACGUCAUUCCGCAAGGGGUGGUUCCGCGGAGCUCCAACUCGGACGAGUGUUUCCAGACGGUGGCGGCCAAGGCUCCGGACGCCAUAUUCACGUUAGAAACAAAAUUAUAGCGCACAGCCGGGUAGGGAGCUGAUGGUGAGCUGCAUUCACUGGAUGGGGUGGAGAGGAGAGCCUCACACGUGCUGAGCACCGUGUAUUGUCAUGAAGAUCGAGAUGUGGAUCGCAAGUUCGGCAUGCCAUUGUUCAUGUGGGAUGUACAAGGCGUGGAGUGUACCCGGAUGUGGCCUCGUCUUGGGACCAACAAACAUGGUGGCCUGUAAAUUCACACACGCCAUCGCAGCGCCUCCCUCCUCUCACCUUGAUUCAUUUGGCAAUUUACGAUUCCAGCCGGGCUGAGGUUGAGAAGAAAUGCCCUAGACAAGCUCGUGCGUGUGUGUGUGGGGGGGUGUGUGUGCACGCUUACGUGUCUCGUUUUUUCCGUUGUCAGCAUCUAGCAUCUGUUCACGAAAGGAUGCGCGCAUGGAUUCAAGGAAUGAUGCAAAGAACGAUGUCAAAAAACUGUGUUCACAUCGCAAAUCAAUUCCGUAGAAAAAGAUCGUAGCUACAUUUCUUUUCUGUUGCCAAGGAUUUAGUUUGGCCACGUGUGAGGCGUAGUUCAGAAAUGUAGGGUUUGUUGACCCCAUCAUCAGCAUUUGUUAACCUUGCUUAAAAACACACUGCCAAGAAAAAAAAACUCUAAGAAUAUGAGAUCCCAACCUAUUUAAGGUAUGAAAUAUAGUUAACUAUAGAUAUCACUAUACAUGUGAAUAUGCCGAAAAAUCUCACAGUCUUAAGGGUUAACACUUAUCUUUCUUUCCUAAGAUGGAGAAGCAUCAUUAAAAUUAUGGGGAGACUACCCGAGCACCCACCGUCUCGCUGCGGGGUUUAAAUUUUGUCACGUGACAGAAUCACAACAAAAUUAAAAUUCAGUUGUUUAUGUGAGAACAUGAGUCUCAAGCUUGUAGUCAGUGGGGUUAAUUUGUCCGGACUCAUAAAUAAAAAAAGACAAUCUGCAAAGACAGAGCGCAGGGUGCGAGUGACUCAAAUCAGGUUGAGACACCCCACUUGAAACUCAUCAUCUAAAGACACAAAUCUUCCCCCGUCUUGCACUCCUUUGUGUCAACAAGCCUUGUCCUCAAGCAGCUACGGGUCUGUUCCCCCAGCCUUGCUGAUACCUUAUCUCCCUUUCCAGAAGUACAGACAGCAAACACCAUCCGUUUUCUCCUCCCGGUUUAGUCAUCUUGCUCCUGCUCUCCUUCUUUUGAUGGCAUCUUUCUUUAUUUUUCCCGAACGUUUAUAGUGGCAAUAAACAGAAGCGUGUGCCUAUGUAAUCUUUGUGUUCCGACGAUUAAUGCUAGCUCCUAACAUUUCUCCAGCUCCAUGAAUUCAUUCUCUCAGCCUGCCUUCCUGACCCCUCGGAUGUUUGUCCUCAAUCCAUCGGUAACUUGAUGAUUUAAAAACAAACAAACAGCUUUGUUGUGAUGGCGCUUUGAGAAUUUCAUUUUGUGCUUCUGCUUCGCGUCUGCUAAGUUAAGGUCUGUCACCUUUAAAUCUUAGGUACGACCUACCCGUGAACUUAUGGGUGGAUAAUGGGAGCAAGAGGCGGUGCAGACCCCUCGAUUAGCGUGUGUGUUGGUGUUGUCAUCCUCUGCCGUAGGCCUCAAGCAGCAUGUUUCAGUUCCGAUUGCUGGUUGCUGGACAUUCUUCUGUCGAGCUCGUGUCUAUAAAGAGAUAUCCAAAACCUGAUUCGGCAGACCACACUGGUCAUGUGAUCAUGUCACGCCGUUUUCUCGCUGAAGUCUCGUACUCAGUUUCUCUCAGCCUUUGCAAAAUCUUGGGAGCCCCUUAGUUCAGCGCCACCUACAGCCUUUGGGUUAUGAGACCUUUAUUUUUUUAUGGCAAUGUGGCUUUUGUAGAGCCGCCAGCCAGUUGUAGCAGUAUCAUAUAAUGCUUCUUUUAGGUCGUAGUGUGACCAGACUGCAGGUCUUGCAGAAAUCCGUGUCAGGUUGAUGCUGAUGUCUCGCCGUCUGAUUGAUUCACUUCUCACGCAACCGUCCACAACCACAGCCAUACACCACGAAAUGGAUUCUUCUAGAAUGAAGAGCUCACAGUUUUCGGUGCAUGGAUCACCUAAUCAUGGACUGAUCUUUAAAACUUCUUUUCUUUUCUUUUUUUAAUUUCCGGCUUUAAAAAAAACUAAAGAUGUAUGUGCAUGCAUUGUGUCUCACGGGGACUUUCAUCUAAGUAAAGAAUGUGUAAACACCGAGUGAAGAAAACUAUUUCUGGUCACCAAUUUCUGAAACAUUUGUGUGUGUGUGUGUUUAUGUGUAUGAGAGAGAGAUAGAAAGCAUCUGUGUCGUCUUCCACAUUCGUUCUUUAAACUGAGUUCAUCGAGACUUGCAAAGCGAUAAACUCUCCUCCUCCCUCACCUCCACUUUUUUAAUGUCUCAAGCUGGAUCAUUCUCAGGCGAGCGAAAAGAAAUAGGCAUCUCCCUAGGGGGCAAUACAAUCUGAUGUUAGUUCUGUAAAACGUUAAUGCGACAACAUCUACAUUGGCAGCAGUCGUGUCUGCUGUCGACGUAAGCAAUAAAAUCACGUGAUGGCUACACGGCCAAGCGCAGACAAGCAGAGAUGAUAGUCAUGAGGUGUGUUGUCUGCCCCUGCUCUCAGUGUUCUCUCCCUUCAUUAUAUUCAUUUCUUCCCCGACUGGUCUGCUAGUAUUCCUAGUCUGCGGAAUGUUCUUAAUUUAUGUACCCGUGCAGCUGUCGGGUGGGUGGGAAAAUCGCGAGGUCAUUGUCAACGAUAGGGAAAACAAGGGAUGAGCAUCGAAAGAACGAAGAGUAGAUGAGUCGUCAUGCUUCACUUUUGGUAAAUCACGCGAUUGAGCAGAAAAAAGUAAGGAACAGGACCCGUGGGAACGAUUCACCGCCAAAGAAAACAACAGAGUUCACACGCAAGGUUGGCAGCAAGGACAAACCGUCUGCAACACGUGGCCGUUGAGACUGCAAUGUCGGUUUUCCAUUUUUGAAAACUAUAAUUUCUUUUCGUCGUCAAAAAUAACUUGCUCAUCUUUUAACUGUUAAAAAAAAAACAGAUUUUUGGAAAAAACAUAUUUUUUUCUGUGAACCACGAAACACGUAAGGGUAGAGAGGUUAAAUCUUUCCUUUCAUUGUCUCACCGACACAAUCUGUCUCUCAGGAUUCCUGUUGACCCAGUCUGUAUGUCUGUAUGUCUGUCUGACUCUAGCAUCUGCUGCUUGUACUUGCGUCUCUGCAUAAAAUAAUGUCAGGUAACAAUCAAAGGCUGGUGUUAACCAAUUCCUUGCCCAAGCUUCCUCGUGUCUUUUUUUUUGCUCCGUUAAGAGUUACUAAUUCACAUUCACAAAAAGUCAGCUAAAUUAUUCUCUGAGGAAUUUGCUUUUUACAUCGUCUGAAAUUGCCAGCAAUUUCAGACAAGCCGCAUGCACGCUGCUUUUUUCGACUGCAUUUCCUGCAGCUGGCAUGAGGCUGAUGUAAAAUAAUGACUUACUUCCUGUUCAUCUUUUAUCGGUAGUGUUCACACUAGUUCAGACCAAUACGCUGGUGUUCACAUCGAGCCCGCAAUUUUUAGUGUACCAAACCAUUGUAAGGAAGAAUCGUUCCUUGUCGUUAACAUAUAAAAGCAAACAACUUUUGUCUUGAAGUAUUCUUAAAAUAAAUAGUAUAGCAGUUAGACAGUUCUCUUCAUCUUUUUAUAGAUGUGCUCUGUAGACGUGCGCGCGCAUAGUCCUGACGUCAGAAUGGUGCGAGUCCCCGACCCUCGCUAAUUCUGUGACCACGAGAGCCUCGCAUUGAUCUAGACAGAAGCGGCUCGACAAAGCUAUGCUGGGGUAUGAUGGACAUAUCAGUAAGUGCGUCCCAAGACAAAGCCAGCGACCAAACAACCAAAUAAAGCAGCAAUUCCUUAUUGAGAUGUGACGAGGGAUUCUUGUUAGCCAGACUGUCUGAUCUGAUGUUAUCUUUGUCCUCCCCGCAGGGAAUAUCAAGUCUUGGGCACAAGCAAAUCCUUUUGUUCUGCAUUUCCAAGCGGAUGAUGUCGAUAUCUUAGAGCUUUGCUCUGAUUUCUGGAAUUCUCCUGCUGACAAUUCCAAUUUGUAGAAGAACAGAAAGUAUUUCUGUUCAUUUGAUUGUUUGCCAGGUUCUAACAAUUGUCAAAACAAGACUGGGAAAUAGAUUGUAAACUCCAAAAUGCGUCUCCUUUUGUUUUAGACAAAUUUGUUGUAAUUAAAUAGAUGGAGAAACCUACAUCCACCCUGAAAUCACCUUUAUGAACAAGCAAAAAUCCUGUUUUGCAUGUUAACGCCAAUAUUAGCCACCUUUCCGAUCUCAAAAGCUCGUCUGGCACCUCGGUGUUCUGCACAACUCUUCCCACUCAACCCACACCCCAUCACACACACACACGUGCAAUAUUCCCUUGUUUCUUGUGUCAAGUGACGAAGACAUCAGUCUGGCACCCUUCCUGUCAAAAACCUCCUGAGAUAGCUGACGACCUACCCAGUAAGCAUUUAAUUCAAUUAAUUUUUAAGCUGCUCAGGCAAUUAAUUUGUUGUUGUUGUUGAUGUCAUUUUCAUUUGAAUGUUGCUAUUUGUACCUGCCAUGGCACCGAUGCGUGUUUGUGUGUUGUUCUACGUGUGUGAGGAAUGCGUUCAUGUGCUUGAGUCGUCAGUGCGAUGACCUCGUGUGACCCGUUCAUCUAGCGAGACGUUUGUGCCACUUAUGAGCGCUGCUUGACCGGUCGAAUUUCAGUCCAGCCAAUCAAAUUGAGGAUUGAUUUUUUUAAAAAAAAUCGUUCAAAAUCGGAGUCACGGCAUUUACUGACCAUCUGCCCUUAAGCUACACCAAGGAGGCGCCAUUAAUGUGUCUGCCUCGGGUCCCGGAAGGGGCACCUAUUUUUCGUCCAUUAGUUUGAUUAGGAGAAAAAGGGGGGGAACCAGACAAAUCGAUGAAAUUGUCUUACAUCCUCAAUGUUCAAGAUAAAAUUACCCAGACAGAACAUGUUAGUGUUGGGGGAAUAAAUGUUGUAAGUACCUAAUCAAGUAAUUUACUGGAAUUCUUGUUCUUGCUGGAGUAGAACAGCUUACAGAAACAAUAGGCUAGAAGUAAGGGAAACAACUUGAAAAGGGAGGGGGGAUGCAACUCAACUGGAAGUAAUUAUCUGCUUCACCCACUCACCGCAUGUAGCGACAGAAUUAUUGAAUCCAUAAUUGUGAUUUACUUAUUUUGUGUGGUGUGAUUGUAGGGGUUAGAAGGGGGCAAUUUCCUGAACUCAUUAAAAGCCUGCUUAAUAUUAACAGUACCGGUGUACUUUACAGUUAAUAUUAAUUAGACCAGUGUAAUGUACAGCUAAUAUUAAUUCAUAGUACCAGUGUACUUUACAAUUAAAUUAACAAUACCGGUGUCUUUUACAGUAAAGGUGCAGCCUAUAUUAAUUACUAAACACAGGUUUUGUUCUAUUUUUUUUGUGAUGAGGCAAAGCCUGAAAAUUAGUCUGGGUUUCAAUGUGUGUUAGAUAUCCUCUACUGCAAUGUUUUCAUUAUCCGGAAAAAUGCUCCCAGAUAUUUCUCACAGCUUUGAAGAAAACCAUGAAUGCCUACAUCAAAUCAUGACUUCUGGGUGCUCAUUUUUUUUUUUUUUUUAUUUUAGAGCCAAAAAGAAUGUUGAAAUUUCAACCAGUUGUAGGUUUACUUGUUUCUUUUAAGAGAGCAUCAGAAGCACAGAAUAAACAUUGUGGUCUCCACAUUUAUGUUUCCUGAAAGUUAUUUGACACACUUGCUUCUCGUUUUCUCAUCCUAGGCCCCCUCUUUUCCCUCAUCCCUGUCCCUUUUAAUCCUCCACCUCAAAUAUCUUCCACUCAACUUCAUUCAGACCUCAGAAGCCUACAAAUGUCUUAAACCAGCCAAAAGGCUCAAGAUUUUCAUGUGUGCAUUAUGCAACAUUACAAGGAAGCUUCCGCAACAUUUUUGAAAGCAAGUACAAACUGUGCUAUUGAAAGGUCUGCAAGAGUGUACCACUUUUUCAGACCUACAAACAUCACCAUGCAGGAGAACAGAGUCAAACUUGUUAUGUCAGGAAUACCCUGGAAUAGUGAGGCAGGGUCCUAACUCUCCAGGCUGUAGCUGUGACAACAUAUCGCAUAUCCAUGUGACAACAUUGAGCAUAUCCAUGGGCAUUCUGUCUUUUGGGGUGAUGUGAGGUGAUGUUUGUAGGCAUGUAUCUCAAGAACAUUGAAGAAUGAUGGAAAGAUAUUCAGCAAGAUUUGGGGAUAUGUGUGUACGCCAAUCAUUUGAAAUUAUUUGUACAAACUUGCAGACCUGAAAAGCAGUGUGUGCUUUACUGUGUGCCUAGUCAAUAAGUUUUUUAUGUGAGCCCGAUUGUCGGACGUGUAGUCAUGAGAAAAAUCAGUCUCUAUUGAAAGUGGUUUAGACUGACACUACAUACAAAGCUGAAAGCCUAACUGAUGUUUUGUAAUGUGCUCAGAAUUUUCCACUUCCAAGACAGAGGCCUGAACUGUUGUGGAUCGAAUGGAAUAUCAUUAUAGCAAGUCUAACCCUUCAUCUGCAACUUGCAGAAUAUGUGUACAGUUAUGAACAGACUGCGUGUAUACUGUUUAAGCAUUUACUGACCGCCAUAGCAAUGCAUUUUGUAAAUUCAUAAUAAACGGUUAGAAUGUGUCGAAAUUCAUACACAUACUGUUCAUCAUGUGAAAAAAUAAUCAUCCAAGUCUGCUUUCAUGCUGUGAUAGACUUGUACCCUUCAAGAUACACUGUCUUUUGUCAUCUGUAUGAAAUAAAAAGUAUUGUUAAUGUU
Pomacea canaliculata is the source of this 10004-nucleotide messenger RNA. RefSeq names its product proline-rich protein 36-like. NCBI's taxonomy places the organism in Eukaryota, Metazoa, Mollusca, Gastropoda, Architaenioglossa, Ampullariidae. The transcript has 4 exons. The record is from RefSeq and is a predicted model, not a curated record. The coding region runs from base 2055 to 3230 and encodes 391 amino acids.